Molecule: messenger RNA, 2610 nt
Organism: Prunus mume (Japanese apricot)
Lineage: Eukaryota; Viridiplantae; Streptophyta; Magnoliopsida; Rosales; Rosaceae
Source: RefSeq, a predicted model, not a curated record
ACAUCUGAAUGCAUCAUCCCAUGGAUUUGGUUAGUUGAUCAUGGGAAAUGAGAUGGGGAACUACAACACACCAGGUUUGAGAGAUGAAGAGAACCCUGCAGUUGAAGUUGGCGAAAAAUCUUUGGUAGGAAAUGCUAAUGGAAAUGACAUAAAAGAAGAAAAUGAAAUAGUACCUGCAGCUGAAGGAAAAUAUUUUCAUGAAAAAGUUACUAACUUGGCUUCUGAUGAUCCAGAGAGAAUAGAAGAUCCUUGUGUUGAUUACCAGACAUCAAACAGAACUGAGCAAGAAGUUACUGAAGUUCAUCCUCUUUCUGAAUCUUCAAAAGUUACACCAGAAACGAAUGAAGCGGGUGAAGGAGACAGUAAAAUGGAACUGGCUACAUCAUUGAAUGAUUCAGGACAUGAUAACCCAAUAGAGAAGAAAAUGGAGGAGACUGAUCUGCAAGGAACAAUCAAACAACAAUUUGAGAAGCAGGCUUCUUUCAAGAAAGAGGAAGAGGGAGCAAUAUCUACAUCACAUGAUCCAGAACCUACAGAAUCUAUACAUUUAGAGUUGAAUCAACAUGAAUUGGCUACAAUUCAUCCUGAUGACCAAUCUGUAGAUGACAGUGGAUCUUUACAAGGGAAUGAAGACUGUCUAGGAUCAAGUUUGAUUUCCGCUUUUGAGGUGAAAGGUCAUCUCUCAGACACUGAGGCAUUGAAAAAUAUGGAUGAAAAUGUUGAUUCUAACACAGAUCCAGUUAUGGAGAAGGAAAGGGAUGACUUAUUACUGGAGCAAAAGGCAUCCCAAGAACAAUUAGAGUCAUCUGAAGAGAAGAUUGAAACUGAAGAUGGAGAUAAGUUUGAAAAUGGAUUGACCACCAUAACAACAAUAGCAUCCAAUGGUCUGAGUGGCUUAGGAAAUGAAAGUGUUGGAGAGCUUCCAACUGAGAUGAAUUUUUUAAAAAAUGAUUGCUCAGAAUCAGAACCAGAAGUCAUUCCAUUGACUAACUCACCAAAUUCUCAUCUAGAAGUUCCUGAACCAGAAGACAAAUGCAUAAUUCUUAAAGAGGAAAUUAGACCAAUCGAAAAAGAGUCAGACAAUGGAGAACAUAACCAUGAUGAUAACCCAAUCCAAACUUGUGGAGAGUCAGUGAUAGAAUCAGAAUCCUUCAAGUCAAGUGAGCCUCAGUUUGAAGCUGCCAAGAUCGGGUCUAUACAUGAGAACAGCAAAAAGAUAAGUGUAUUUAAUCCUUUAAGCGACAAGGAUUGUCAAACUGAGGAGACAAGGGUUGUUGAGAAUGGUCACCUAGUUGUCAUGUGUGUUAACAACCAGAAUGAGGCUUCUGAGGACCACUUCCUGGACUCAGAUGCAAAAGUUGAGGUGGUUCCGGAACUUGGAACGGUUCCACCUGAGUUAACUAUCCCACAUUGCAACCACAAGGAAGAGGAAUCAACAGAGAAGAGAGCUGUUCAACAAAAUGGGGAUAACACAGAGCCAUUGUAUGCAAUUGAAGUAGGAGGAACAGAAACAACAGAACAGUUUCUGUCUCUACAACUUCCAGUUGAUCAAGCAAAAGUUCUGCCCAGUAAAAGUGUAUGUGGAUAUGGAACUGUUCAAAGCACCAAUGACUCAAUCCUAAAUUUGAAGCAAGAGAGUCACAGUGAGUUCCUUGCUACUGAAGCUUCCACUGGUGAUUGCACAAACUGGAUAGCUGAAGCAUUAGCCUCCAUGAACAAGUUGGCACUUGAUAUUCCUGGUCAACAUGUUACACAACAUACUGAAGCAGUUCAAGCAGCGGCAGAAACUAAAAUUUCAGCCAACCAUUCAAGUGAACCAUGUGCAAAAUUUGAAGCAUCUGAAUCUGCAAGCUGUGGUUCUGAAACACAAGAAUGUAUGGGAAGGUACAGCACUGAAUCAGAUGCUGAUAACUUGAAUGUUCGUGGUCGGAUACAAAAAUCUCCAAGCUUCAGCCUUGAUCUCAAAAAUGAAGCAAGGACUGAAGAAUCAGAUUGUACCCCUUUGCUGUAUCAUGAUAAGGCUGCGAUGGAAGGCUCACCAUGCCACGGUGAUGAUGUUAGUCUCGGAAACCUUAUGAAGCACACCAGCUAUGAGCCAGACCUGCCACAGUACCAAGCAAUGCCAGUGGAAGAGAAAAUCAUUACACUGGAAAGAGGUGACUCAGACAAGUCAAAGACUCCAUUCAUAGGAUUCUUGAAGGAAGAGGAAGAAGCCCGAAUUGUUGUUACACCACAUAUACAUGAUAAGCAUUCAGCUACUCAAAAUUCAACCAAGAAUCUGUUGGCCUCACAUGCUAAAGAAGCUAAUCCAACUACUUCAUCAAAAGGUAAAGAGAAGCGCAGGCACCGGUCUUCUCUCUUUACCAACUGCAUGUGUUGUGCAACUGUGAUUAACUGAAUGCCUCUUAAUUCAUCUGUUUUGAAUAUAUUGUUUUGUUUGAUUUUCUUUAUAAUUGGAGUUUUCUGGGAAAUGGAGUUUUGAUGAUGAGGAGAGAAAGACUGUUGUUUUGCUUGGUUAUAGUAUAUUUGAUUUUGAGAAGCCAAGAAAGAGUGAGUAUGACUUUCUGCAACCAUGGCAGCCACCCCAUUGUUUGUGUUGUUUCCAUUUGU